CUCUCUCUUUUUUCUGUAAAGUCCAAUACAUUCCCAUCCAAUGGAAACCAACUGGAGCACUACAGUAUGUCUGCUGUGGGAUUAGAAAGAAAGAGAAAGGAAAGAGAGAGAGACAGAGAGAGCAAGAGAAAGGUGCCUGGAUGCUAAAUCCAUCACCUGCAUUUACACAAUAACACAACAGAACCCACAGAACCUUAACUAGUUUUGUGUUUCUUUCCAAUUUGUUGAUUUGUUCCUAGUCACUGAUGUGACACCAGUCGUUAAUUUUAGUGUUUUAGUGUUCUCAUGCUAUUGUAGCUUAAAAGACAGGAAGGUGAACAUACAAAAACUGAGAGAGCGAGACAGAGAGAGAGAGAGAGAGAGAGAGAGAGAGAGAGAGAGAGAGAGAGAGAGAGAGAGAGAGAGAGAGAGAGAGAGAGGGAGAGAGAGCAAAGAGAGAGAGACAGAGAGAGAAAGUUAGUGAGGAGGGAAUGGAAGGCGUGAUGGAAUAGGACGUUGCGUUUAUCACCCAGAAGACAGACUCUAGUGAACAUGAGGACACACACCAAUAGUGGAGACCCCAACGUGCAUGAGUGUGAAGGUGUGAUCAACAUUCUGUCCACAAACAUGGCUAUGGAUGCCAAUUUAAGCCUCAUAUUUCUGCAGCUUCUGAUGAUCUUUGCGUGUGUUUAGACCCCCUGAGUGGCAAUUGAAUUGACAAUAAAACUAAAUGCACCCUGGUGUGACUGCCGACAAGGGAUCUGCAGACUAAACAUCGCAGAUUCCCUGACUGAGGCAUUGCAAGGGAGAACAAGCAAAGCUUCUGAGAGAUGUCAUCAACAUGCACUGAUCCAUACAGAAGACCUUUAACUAUUUAGAGACUGAGUCCGAGCUCUGUAGCUAGACUGAGACAGAAAGAAGAAGACCAUGAUGGAGAAGUUGGAGCCCACUGUAUCUUCAUCCCCUGCUCUGUCAAUGACUGACCCUUUAACUCCUCCACACACUCAUUCUCCAUGCACCAGCAGCCCUGCAGCGAAUGAGGAUAAUGGUACAGAGAGUGGCAUGAGCUCAAACCCCAGCAGUCCGGCUACAUCGCAAAUUACCGAGACAGCUAAUGUAGAGGAGAAAGCUGAGCCUGCUAGCUCACCCCCAAACACAAGCAUCCCUUCCAUUUCUACUUCCACAUCCAGUUCCACUUCCACCGUCGUCCUCUGCUCUCCUCCUUCAUCAUCUCCUGCUCCACUGCCCCCUAACAUCCCAGUCAUCAGUCUGGCUCACAGUAAACCUCCUCUGCCACCGAUCCCUAUGCCUGCUACACAGCUCACCGCCCUCCACCCCAUACCCACAGUGCCACACGGACCUGGAGAACUCCGACUGGCACAGCUAGCUGCCCUCUCAGGGGGUCCAACAGCCUCGGUGCCUCCACCUAGAGGUCUACUGCCUCACCAAUACCUACCUGGACACCCUUUACUCAACAGCUCUUUCCUUAGUCCAUCCGGUAGUUAUGGUUUCUUCGGCAACAACCGUGUUAAAAGAAGACCAUCAAGCCACUUUGAAUUGGAUCUAACUGAUUGUCCUCCUCAGAAGCUGGCCAGGCGUGUUUUCACCAAUAGCCGUGAGCGUUGGCGUCAGCAGAACGUGAACGGUGCUUUCUCAGAGCUCCGGAAACUCAUCCCUACACAUCCACCAGACAAGAAGCUAAGCAAGAACGAGAUCCUGCGGCUCGCGAUGAAGUACAUCAACUUUCUGGUGAAGCUAUUGAAUGACCAGUCUAACGACAGCGACACAUGCAGCCUAACGGACAGCACAGAGGAGGACAAGAGCAAGACGAAAGGGGCAAAUGAAACGAUGGGCAAUGGCCACAAAGACUGCAGCCAUGUCCUUCGCUCAGCGUGUCCCUCAGACAGCACCUCACCGUCUCAGAUCACUCCUCCACUUCCUGCUGUUCGCCUGACCUUAGUCACUUCCCACCGUAACAGAGACUCCACUGAUUCAGUCAUCGCUUUGACCGCAUCGCCCGGCUCCAGUUGCUAUGGCGACACGGACAGUGAGGAAAAUUUAGGCUCACAGAAUUCAGGGAUUGUUAAGACGAGCGUUAGCGAAGGGAUGAUGGAAAAAAUGAAGGAACAGAUACAGACUGUUAUGGCUUCUGGAUACCACCGAUGACAUCUCCUGUGACAUCAUGUUUAAACGCUGGCGCACAAACUGACAAAAAGAGGAACGGACUAGUCAAAUAUAUAUAUGCGCUUCUGUGUGUGCUUGUGUGUGUGCUUGUUUGUGGAAUAGUCAAUUAUUAUUAUUAUUAUUAUUAUUAUUAUUAUUAUUAUUGUUAUUAUUAUUAUUAUUAUUAUGUUUAAAUUUAGUGGUUAAUUCCCACCAUAACAGUUUAAAUUUUGACAUUUUAAUAUUUUAGAUGUUUUAUUGUGUACAGAUUAAUUAUUAGCAUCUGAGGUAAACACGUUUGGUUCACACACAUUGUUGUGGCACUUUGAAGUAUGAAGACAAGAAAAAAUAAACAAGCUGUGUAUUCGGAGACCUUUGUGCUAUUGUGUAUCACAGACAGCAGGAACGAAUAGAAAUGGUGUGUCUAAGUAGCAGAAGAUAAACAUGAAGAAUAAUCAGGCUUGUGGAAAGAUCUACAAAAGGUCUAUGUCAAGCCUUUAUAGCAAAGGGGUGUAACUGUAGUGCACUUACCACCUCCGAGGCACCAGAUUGGUAAAAUUGACCUUUACUCAUGGAGGUCAGUGAGCUUAUGGAUGUGGAAUUGGUUUAUUAGCAGUUUUAUCUGAAUGUGUUACGUUGCCUUGUGACCUUUGUGUCAAGUCACCUUUGUCAGAAUCUCAAAUACUCUUGAAUUUCCAUCUCUGGAGCCACAGCAAAGACAAACAUCUUCCUCGUUACCAAAGUUAAGCGAAUCUUUAAUACUGAUAAUAACAUUAAAAGUUAGGUCAGUUAGUGACUGUUUCUACUGUAGCUAGGACUGGUCGGAGGAUCGUUGUGGCUACGGCUAGCGCUUUUUCUGUAAAAAUUGAAACCGAAAAAAUAAAAAAGUGAAAAACCUA
This is a messenger RNA of Tachysurus fulvidraco (yellow catfish), 3041 nucleotides long. RefSeq names its product LYL1 basic helix-loop-helix family member (gene lyl1). NCBI's taxonomy places the organism in Eukaryota, Metazoa, Chordata, Actinopteri, Siluriformes, Bagridae. The record is from RefSeq and is a predicted model, not a curated record. Gene Ontology annotation, biological process: regulation of transcription by RNA polymerase II. The transcript is spliced from 4 exons. Gene Ontology annotation, molecular function: RNA polymerase II cis-regulatory region sequence-specific DNA binding; DNA-binding transcription factor activity, RNA polymerase II-specific; protein dimerization activity. Bases 907 to 2145 code for a protein of 412 amino acids.